GCAGAAGAAGAAGCUCAUUUCUGGUGUAGCAGUUUGACAUUAGCUGAAAUGGGAAGCUAACAGCAGUCGAUAAGUUUUCUGCUUGCACUUUAUUAAAGUCAAGCCACGUAUAUGUGUUAAGUCAUGGAAAAUCAAGUCAAAUAGCAGGUCGCGGAUUUUGAUCGACAACACAGGUUGCAGCACUGCGUUGACCUCUGUCUGGGCCUGCUGUUGUUUUUAGCGGGGCUGCAGCAGGUGGAAGCAGCAGCAGCCGCCGCCGCAGAGAUGAUCAACUUGAACUGGAAGCCGUUCAUCUACGGAGGGAUGGCCUCGAUUGUCGCAGAAUUCGGGACAUUUCCCAUUGACCUGACUAAAACCCGGCUACAAGUCCAGGGUCAGUCCCAGUACACGGAAGUCCGCUACAGAGGCAUGUUCCACGCCCUCCUCCGGAUCGGCAAGGAGGAGGGCGUCCGGGCUCUCUACUCUGGGAUUUCUCCUGCUCUGUUAAGACAAGCUUCUUAUGGGACAAUCAAGAUAGGAACCUACAACUCACUGAAGAGGCUGUUUGUCACUCAUCCAGAAGACGAGACCAUGGUCAUCAACGUCUUCUGUGGUGUUGUGUCUGGAGUUCUGUCCUCCUCUCUGGCCAACCCCACUGACGUCCUCAAGAUCAGAAUGCAGGCGCAGGGCAGUCUGCUCCAAGGCAGCAUGAUGUCCAACUUCAUCAACAUCUACCAGACAGAGGGCACCCGAGGGCUGUGGAGAGGUGUCAUCCCCACAGCGCAGCGAGCAGCCAUUGUCGUCGGGGUGGAACUUCCUGUCUAUGACAUAACGAAGAAGCACCUCCUUCGCUCUGGCAUCAUGGGAGACACCAUUUUGACACAUUUCAUCUCAAGUUUCACGUGUGGCUUGGCGGGAGCGCUGGCCUCCAACCCUGUAGACGUGGUCCGGACCCGUAUGAUGAACCAGCGAGUUUCGUCGGGAAGCCCCAUGUACAAAGGAACACUGGACGGAGUGAUGCAGACGUGGAAGAAUGAGGGCUUCUUCGCUCUCUAUAAGGGAUUCUGGCCUAAUUGGCUGCGACUUGGGCCUUGGAACAUCAUUUUCUUCAUCACCUUCGAGCAGCUGAAGAAGCUCCCGUUUUAACGCGAGGAGGAAGUGGGACUUCACUGGUCUGUCAGACUGUGUCAGGCAUAAGUGGGGGUGUGAGCACGGCAGCACCUGGAGUUUUUCACCAGUACAUUCACACUCCCUUCAAAUUCAUACCAAUGAUCCAAAAUGGUAUCAGUCAUCUGCUCAUGCUCAUCCAAAUCUUGAUUUCUCUUUUGUUUUUGCAAAGUGUUUUAUUUAUUGUCACAGGUUCUGUUUUCGUACUGUUUUAAGGGCUGUUGCUUUGAUGAUUACUCUCACCCUCAACCACCUUUGACACUCCCCAGGCAGCUAAAUGUAAGAAAGACGGAGAAGGAGUUAACCACUGUGGACUCUCGUGAACUUUGGCUUUUCUUAAAAGCCAAACAGAGAUGACACUUGUGAUUGUUUGCUCAGGGUUCCUACACAGAUGUGGAAAAACAUGGGAAAUGAAUUUAUAAAUCAGCUAGGAAUCGCACAAUGCCAGUUCAGACAUGCAUGGCUACACAGUUUGUGUAGAGUUUUGAAAAAGGAGAAAACUAUAUGAAAUUUUAAAAUGAAUGAUGCGUCUGAACCCUGUAAUUUAAAUGCGUUGGCUUUGCAUGAAAUGCGCUCAGAAAAUAAGUCAGAUUUAACUGGUGACUGUUGAGGAAUUGCAUGGAAGAUAAACUGACUGUUACAGGUAGUUACUGUACCGAGAGAGAAGAGAAUUAAGACAGAAUUCACACUGACAGAAAGGAGGAAAUAUUUCUCAACGGCACUCCAGAUGUGUUCAUCUUUGUACAGGAAAAUGACAUUCAGCGAUAUGUUAUGAUCUUUGGUAUUUAGGUGUCAAAAAAAGGUUUUGCAAAGCCUCUGAAAUGUCAGUGUAGUUUUAAAAUUUUAGUUGCCAGAAAAACAUUAAACACAUGAACUUCUUUCUGAAUUUAAAAAAAGUUAUUUUUAUUUUAGUUAUAUUUAUUGUUUGUUAGGACAAAAAAUUUGACCCCAAACUCUGAACAUAUGUGAUCUUAAGAGAGCCACUGACGUUUUACUAGAAACAAUCAGAAAUCUGAACCAAAGCCUCUAAUGACACUCACAACCAUUAUUAUUAUUAUUAAUUAUUUUUAUUUUUAAAGACAUUUUCAAUCCAGAUCUGUUAUUCCUAAUGAAGGUGUUUUUUUUUAUUUGCUGUAGAGACAUUUCAGACUCCAGUCUGCUGCGGUAUUAGGAGCUAAUGGGCUGUGAGCUGUGCUUGCUCCCAUAAUUAUAUUGUUAACCCGCAAGACAGCGAUCCAGUACAUAAUCGUUGUACGGACUCAGUCGCACAUGGGGGAGACUGUAUUUUAUGUUACGCACGCCCGGGUGUGCAUAUGAUGCCUUGUUGCGCUAUUUUUACUGUUGUGUCCCUCAUUUCAGGUCAAGUCAGAGCAUGAAUAGAAAAGUGGCAGCUGGUGUGGAUAGAAAGUGGAAAAGAGGACCUUUGUGCCAAAGUUAGUUUCUACCAAACUAGGUAAAGUUUAUUUGCAGAUAAUUCUGAAAGAGGUUUCGUUUGCAGCUACUCUCUGUAAAAUUUGGUUUACAGGAGAAACUGCUGGAAAAUAUCUGACAGUCAGUGUAGUAUGUUGUUUGGAACUGAUAAAAUAUUUGAGUUUUGUGGAUCAUGUUGUCUAAACUCUGCCCAUGUAAAACAGACCAAAUGCAUUUUUUGUUAAAAAUAACUUGUAUUUUUAAUUCUUUAUGGGGAUCCAUAAACGAUAUCUUAACAGUAACUAAAACACAUGCUACGAAUUGUUUGACUUGCACAGUGCAGGAGUGCGGCUUCCACGCCAGGUGACCUCACUCUUUCAUCCACCUGCAUCACCAAACCUUUUUUUUUUUUUUUUAUGUCAUAUGUUAUAUUUUCAAAAUAUUUUUAGUAGUUUCUGUUUGUUUCAAAAUUUUAAGGUAUUUAUUUUCUCAACUUUUGGUCAUUCUGAUCAGUGUCUUUUUAUUUUUUUGGACGUGGUGGUCAGUCAGACGUUUCCCAUCCUGGCAGCAAUUUUCUGUGGCUUUAGUCAUCGGAUGGAUGUCUUCUGUCUUCUGUUGUAACGGCACAAACUUCCUGGAUUCUGUAACUGAUGCACAUUGAAAAUAUUUUGUAAUUUAUAGCUUCAACAGCACUGCACUUCUACAUGUAGACUGCUGAAGGCAUCGUUGCUGUUCAGUUGUUUCUGUUCCCUGGUCUGUACUGUAGUUGGCUUGUUAUAUUUGAGAAUAUAUUUUGGUCAUAUUUCAUCCAUACUAAUGUUCAGUCCUUAAGAUACUUGCUGAAUCACCCCUUAGUCUGCUUUCAUCUGUGUACAGUAGGGUUACUUUUGGAUUUUGUGAGUACAAACACACACGUUGUCCGUUUGCCCUGAAAUGCAUCAGCGGUCAUCGCAGCUGCUAAAUCUCACAAAGUACCUUUUUUUUAAAAAUUUUUUUUAAUAUAUAAAUGGAUCCUGACUGCAGAAUCCAGUGUGUCCCAAUCUAAACCCAAUCUCCAGUAUCAAAUUUGAAAAAGUCAACAAUAGUGAGUAAAACAUGUAUUUGUAAGUAGUUUAUUCACUUCUCACACUUGAAUUAGAGUUUGUUGGGACACAACUCAAACUUUUGUGCUGAAGAGUGGAGCUAGUUUGAGAGGCCACAAGGUUUUGAGUGUGUGUUGAGUCCUGGGAACAUUAUGUUGGAAAAUGUGUGUCAGGCGUUGCUGUAAAGAUAUUUAAAUUUUAGUCCUGGAGUCGUGGGAGAGUUGCACUGUUACAGCCUCGCGCUUUACGUUGAUCACCUGUAAAUAAUGUUAUUCUGUCAUAAUGUUGCUCCUCUGCUUAUACUGAUACCUCAUUACCAUAUUGAGUGUGUGGAUUUUGCAUUUUCUUUUAGUUACUGUCUACAGAUUGUGCUUACAGUCCUCAAUAUUGAAGUUAAAAUUUUAAAACUAGUUUCAAUACAUUUCAGCGCAUUUGUGAGGAGAUGUUUCCUCAGCAGUCAUGCUUUCCUGAGCCAUUUAAACCGUCUGUUAACAGUUAUGCAAAGUAUCGCUAUAUCAACACUGCGACCUUCGAUUCAUCCAUUAAACAUUUACCUUCUUGUAAACUGUGCAGAGGGAUUCUGAUCAGGUUUAUUUGAAGUUUCAUCAGCUUGAUAAGUAACCAUAAAGUGUCAGUAAAGAGUGACAAGGGAGUGAACAUCAGCUCAUAGAUAUUCAGUGUGUGAGUGCAGAGUUCAUCUGAGUACAGGGGUUAGUCGUAGGAAUAGUGUCAGAUGGAGAUGCGGCUAAUGGUCGAGUUAGUGUGUGUUUCCAGAGUCAUACUCAUAUGUUUUUGGGUUUCAUCCACACCGAGGUGAUAAAACGGUGCUUUAACCUGCUGAGAUCAGUCCGGCCACGUUGGAGAAAACAGUCGGGCUUGUUACCAGAUGAUGGAAACAAUCCACCAAACAACCAAAAAGAGAAGGAAGAAAGAGGCUUUACUGUUUUUGUAAUUCUGAAAUGAUUAGUCGAUUAGUUGAUCCACCCAAGAUUAACCACCAACAAUUAAAUGUGUCUAGCAAAAAUGCUAAAUUUGAGUUUUUGACUGUCAGACAAAACAAGCAAUUUGAGGAUGUCGUCUUUGGGUUCUGGGAAAUUCUGGUGGGCAUUUUUCUGUUUUCUUUGCCUUUUUAUAGAUUAAACAAUUAAUUGAUGGAAACAAAAGCCUGUUUGACAUGUUGUUAACUGCAUUUUCAGAUUUAUUCAUAUUAGUGUGGACAUUAUUGACUGAUUUUUGUUUUUGUUCUCCAUGUUCAUAAAUCCCGUUCUUUUAAAGAGUGUGUCGUUCUCAGCUGAUCACUCCAGUGUCGCGUCAGUUUAGGGUGUGUUCACUUUCUGUUUAGUGUUACAUGAACUGUCCAGCCUUUAAAACAUCCUGUACUUCUGUGAUUGUCUUAUAAAAGUUUUUGUUUUGACAAAAUGAUUUUAGAACCAUAUUUGGGCAUUUUAUGUUUUAAGCUUUUUCAGAGUUGUGUCUAUUUUCUAAUUAUUUUAAAGACUUUUUAUGUUCAUCUGUUUUGACCUUUAGAAUGAGCCAUCUAUUUAUUUGACUCUGCGUUCAGUGAGCCUGGAUACAGUUCAGAGGAUGCUGCUGUCCCAACAUUUUUGUGUUUUAAUUUGAACUGUUACUAUGGUAACGGAUGAUCUGCUGUCAAGAAAUAGUCCCAUCACAUAACUCCCUCGAAAACCACAAAUUGACGGUACCAGAAAGUGGCUCGGCGGAAUUAUUCUGCUGUAUUAAAAAUAUUUGGUCAGUGGUGCAAAUUUAUGGGUCAAAGUUCACUGAAGUUGAACUUGACCAGAAGGAUGGAUUUCGCAGCUGCAAACAAAUCCACUAAUAGAUUUGUAAGAACAUAACUCACUAUUAAUAUUUCAUUUAAGAAGGAACCUCUCAUGUGGCUGAAUUUUAGCAGAAAGUUUAACUGAUUUAUGUCUCCACGCCUCUCAUUAUCACGUUCAACAAGUUCGGCAGCUAAUAAACAACACUAGCUUUGAGCUAGUUCAUUCUUGACCUUGGGAACAGUAGUUUGCCAGUAUAAUCUUAACUCAAGGCCCACUUGUUUUUUCUAGACCAACCGCAUCUCACAGUCUUCAUCAGCGGAGGGAGUUUGCUCAGUUAUACAAAACUUGGGCCACGUGUUCAAAGAUCGUCUUUGCCGUCGUAUGUAGAAGUCCUCCUUGGUCUUUCUCUAGCUGUCCUCUGGUCCAUGACCUCUGACCUCUUCCCAGUCGAUGCUGUGACCGGUUUUUCCACAGACAGCUGGUGUUGUCUGUCUGUUGUGUUCUUUCGGUCUCUUGUCCAGGGUCCUUGGUCUUUCUCUGAUGUGGUGUUGUAGUGUUCCUCUGAGGGAGGGUGCUGUCUUCAGGGUGUACCAGGAGAGAUCCCAGGGUUUUGAAUGGUUUAUGGUAAGUGCUUACUCUGUGUCACUUGAGGCCUGCGGGCGGCUAGAUGUUCUGCCACGUGAGGGAGUCCCACUGUCUUCCCUGUCCCGUCCUGGUCUUAGGUCGGGGCAGGAUUAUCCAUUCGUUGUAUUGUACUCUGCUGUCUCACAGACUUCAUCAGCAGAUGGGGGGUUUGCUCAUUUGAAAGCUCCAGAAAAGGCUAUAAAGUGGACCUUGAGUCAAGAUUAUUUUGGCAAAGUAGCAGCUUUGCUUUAGCUUUGACACAGUUGAUUCUUGAACUCUGGCAGGCCUUGUGUUAUCCUCACGCUCCGCAGAAACGCUCUGGGGCCCAAAUCAUAGGACGCACUUGAUAUGAAAGCUUGUUUUAAUAAAAACAUGUUUUUGUGUUAAGAGGAGCACACGUGGAAUUUUUUGUGCUUUUGUUUUGCUCAUGAUUGCGUAGUGCUUGUAACUGAUGGAAAGAAAGAAGUCCCUCCACAAGAACACCUCUUUUUCUCUCCCCAGGGUGUGCCAUGUGAUGACUUUUUUUAUUUUUUUAAAGGUUUCAUCUUGAAACUUUUUAAAUCAGUAAACUUCUCAUUAUAUUGUGGAUUCUCUUGAUUUUAUUUCGCUUUUCUAUUUUGUUUUACCUCAAAAUUGAAACACCCAGUCUCCCUUCAGACAUGUGAUCUCUUUCCUUGCAAUCUGUCUCUCUGCCUGUGACUGAAUCAAGUUUGUUUUUACUUAGUUUUUUCCCUAGCUACAGCACUGAAUUGUAGCGGGAGCGAUAAGCACUGUCACACUUAUCAAAUUAAGAAGGUUCAUUUAGUAUUAGACAUAGGCCAGUCAGCAUCAUUCCUCCUGAUCUUAGCCCUUAUCUCUGGACAUUUAGUUUAUUGGUUUGAUUGUUCAGUGAUAAGUGGUGUCCUCUAACAAACAGAGAGUUAUUCCCACUUCUAUCAAGAGGCUUCAGUUCAGAGGCAUCAGUCAAAAUGUUACAUCAUUCUGAUUUUAAAAUACUUUUGAGUGUGGAAACCUGUGUGGCCGUCUGACAGGAGAAGAAAAUCUAUACAUAUUUUUGUAAAUUUUCUCUCUCAUCAUUUGCACUUUGGUGUAUCGUUGCUAUCUAUAACCUUUAUGCUUGAUCACUUGAUGAGUUUCUAUGGUGGAAGUUGAAGAAUUGUCUUUUCACUUUGACAGAAUGGGUUUGGCUUUAUAUAAAUUCAAUGUUCACUCAAAUAAAAUAUAUACUGUGA
Messenger RNA from Siniperca chuatsi (mandarin fish), 7275 nucleotides. RefSeq names its product solute carrier family 25 member 14 (gene slc25a14). NCBI's taxonomy places the organism in Eukaryota, Metazoa, Chordata, Actinopteri, Centrarchiformes, Sinipercidae. The coding region runs from base 265 to 1125 and encodes 286 amino acids. The transcript is spliced from 9 exons. Gene Ontology annotation, biological process: mitochondrial transport. The record is from RefSeq and is a predicted model, not a curated record. Gene Ontology annotation, cellular component: mitochondrial membrane.